AUGACUCUUGGGGUUUGGAACCAACUCCUCGAAAUAUGGGAUUCAGAUGAUGCGCAGGAACGUGCACGAAUCGCUUCAAGCAACCGAAAAUCUCGAUCUACAUCGGAUCGCGCUCCUCUAACUCAUACUGCUGGUCGGAGGUCUUUUGCCCGAGUGGCAUAUGAUAUAGCGCAGAAGGAAGGUGUUCAACCUUCUAUUCUGCGCGUUUUUCAGGAUACGCAUCGUCGUGCCGAUGGGACAUAUGUCGAUGAUCGGGCUCAAGAGAUUGAAGAUGCGGUUGUUCAACCAGAUGCUCGGGGGCGAAUCUAUGGUGUUGGCACGAUGGCGAGUCAGUUGGGAGCCGGUGAUCCCAGUCCAUCGUCUAUUACUCGCAACGUGGCACUUACGAAGGAUGUGGAAGAGCUUCGGCGCAAUCAAGCAGAUAUGCAAGCUAAGAUUGCGCGGUUUGAAGAAAUGCUUCAGAGAUUUAUGCCGGCAGACCGUGAUUCUCGAGCUGAUUCAGCUCAAAGCUCGGGUAAUCAGAGGUCUGAAGAGAUGCUUCAACCCCCGCUUCAUCCCCAACCGAACGACCUCGAUCACGUGGUUGCUUCACCCGAUCCGGAUACAAAUCAAUUUCUAAUUUAG
This is a messenger RNA of Tarenaya hassleriana, 624 nucleotides long. RefSeq lists its product as uncharacterized. The transcript has 3 exons. NCBI's taxonomy places the organism in Eukaryota, Viridiplantae, Streptophyta, Magnoliopsida, Brassicales, Cleomaceae. The record is from RefSeq and is a predicted model, not a curated record. Bases 1 to 624 code for a protein of 207 amino acids.